AUGAAGUUCACUCAAGUUUCCGCUGCUGCCGCUGCCCUCACUUUCGCUAAAUCUGCUUUGGCCGACUCUGACGAGUUCUACGCUUUAAUCAUCCGUAGUGCAUCCAAGUUCCACUACUCCGGUCUCUACGUUGGUGAAGACAACUUGGUCAAGGUUGGUUACGGCCACCCAGCUGUCACCUCUGUUAUUACUGACGACGGUAAGCUCAAGUACGGUUCUAAGUACUGGGUUGCUUUGGAAGAAGGUGUUUUCAGACUAGGUGAGGAAGAAGAAGCUUCUACCGGUUUCUACGCUUCUGGUGGCCACAUUGGUGUCAACGGUUCCGAAUUCUACUGGGCUGCUACCAACGGUUCUGAGUACAUCUUGAGCUACAAGAACAGAGAGGAGCAAAUCCAAGGUGGUAACGGUAUUGUUAUCAGAGGUCAACUAGCUGGUAACAACACCAACGCUACCACCGUCCGUGACUUCCACAAGCCAAACGACACUGACUCCUCCACUGCUGUUACCUCCACCUUGAACCCAGCUGCCACCGCUCUUGUUAGCCAAAUCGGUGACGGUCAAAUUCAAGCCGCUACUUCCACCCCAGUUGUUCAAGCUCACUCUUUGAACGGUGCCAACUUCAACGGUGCUAACCUAUUUGCCGGUGCUGCAGCCGCCGCUAUUGGUUUGUUGAUGUAA
Messenger RNA from Eremothecium sinecaudum, 678 nucleotides. RefSeq names its product HHR154Cp. The record is from RefSeq and is a predicted model, not a curated record. Lineage: Eukaryota; Fungi; Ascomycota; Saccharomycetes; Saccharomycetales; Saccharomycetaceae. The coding region runs from base 1 to 678 and encodes 225 amino acids. Gene Ontology annotation, molecular function: structural constituent of cell wall. Gene Ontology annotation, cellular component: cell wall. The transcript has a single exon.